CCCAAAGAUCCAGCAAUGGAUAUGAAUACAUUGUCUGCAAAGAGAGAGUUGUUCUUUCGUCAGGAUGGGCAACCAGUUUCUACUAGUAUUACAUCUAAUACAACUACAACAACUACAAGCACAACGAAUUCGGUGACGUUAAAAGAAUCUAUAUUCAAUAAAGAAAAAGAAAUUGUAAAAGACAUGUCACAUUCAAAGGAAUCAGAUGGUUAUGUUGGUUUUGCCAAUCUCCCAAAUCAAGUCUAUCGUAAAGCAGUCAAAAGAGGAUUUGAGUUUACAUUAAUGGUUGUAGGUGUGUAUUAUUUUUAAUUUCAUCUAUUCU
This is a messenger RNA of Centruroides sculpturatus (bark scorpion), 322 nucleotides long. Its product is annotated as septin-7-like. The record is from RefSeq and is a predicted model, not a curated record. The coding region runs from base 16 to 309 and encodes 97 amino acids. The transcript has 2 exons. NCBI's taxonomy places the organism in Eukaryota, Metazoa, Arthropoda, Arachnida, Scorpiones, Buthidae.